Messenger RNA from Naumovozyma castellii, 1881 nucleotides. RefSeq names its product syntaxin-binding protein (gene SLY1). The transcript has a single exon. The record is from RefSeq and is a predicted model, not a curated record. Bases 1 to 1881 code for a protein of 626 amino acids. Lineage: Eukaryota; Fungi; Ascomycota; Saccharomycetes; Saccharomycetales; Saccharomycetaceae.
AUGUUAUUCCUCAAUAAAGAGACGGCCGACACAAAUCUGGAGGAUACGUUUAACGAUCAAGAAUUACUUUGGAAAGUAUUGGUAUUGGACAAGAAGAGUACGGCCAUUGUCUCCUCCAUUUUACGUGUCAAUGACUUGUUGAAAGCUGGCGUCACAGUACAUUCAUUAAUAAAACAGGAUAGAGCACCAUUACCGGAUGUACCAGUCGUUUAUUUCGUAUCGCCAUCGCAGGAAAAUAUCGAUAUUAUUGUUCAAGACUUAAAAGAUGACAAAUAUUCCGAUUUCUACGUUAAUUUUACUUCCACUCUAGACAGAGAGUUAUUAGAAGCCUUUGCACAACAAGUGGCAAUUACAGGAAAGUCGGAGAAGAUCAAACAGGUUUUUGAUCAAUAUUUAGACUUUAUUGUAACUGAACCUGAAUUGUUUUCCUUAGAAUUGCCCAACUCAUAUGCAUUACUAAACUCUCCAUCUGCCUCAGAAGAAUCAAUUAAUACCUUAUGUGAUAGUAUUGCCGAUGGGUUAUUCAAUUCCGUAAUGACAACAAAAUCAAUCCCCAUCAUUAGAGCACCAAGUGGGGGACCUGCAGAAAUGAUAGCAGAGAAAUUAGGUAGAAAGCUACGUGACUAUGUUAUUAAUACCAAGUCUUCCACUAGUUCGACAUCAUUGACUAAUACUGAUUCUUUUGAAAGGAGUGUCCUGAUUAUUCUGGAUAGAAAAAUCGAUUUCGCAUGUAUGUUUUCUCACUCGUGGAUUUAUCAAUGUAUGGUCUUUGAUAUAUUUAAAUUAUCAAGAAAUACUAUUACUAUCCCUGUGAAAAAUGAAUCUGGUGAAGUAACAGAAAAGAGAUUUGAUAUCGAACCAACUGAUUUCUUCUGGAAUGAGAAUUCUCAUUUACCUUUCCCUGAAGCUGCUGAAAAUGUGGAAAUUGCCCUAUCAGAUUACAAAAAUGAAGCUGCAGAAAUAACUAAGAGAACAGGCGUCACUAACCUAACUGAUUUGGAUCCAAAUUCUGCAAAUGAUACAACGCAAAUCCAAGAAGCAGUCAAGAAAUUGCCGGAAUUGACAGCCAGAAAGAAUAUUAUUGAUACACAUAUGAAUAUAUUUGGAUCUCUGCUAUCAGAAUUGGAAACCAAAAAUUUGGACAAAUUCUUCGAAAUUGAACAAAACGUGGACGGAUCUAAAUUGAAAACUCAAUUCCUAGAAAUAUUAAAUGAUAACAAGACUAAUAAUCUAGAAGACAAGAUGAGAUCCUUUAUUGUACUAUUCUUGACUUCAGAAAAAGGUUUAUCAAAGGACUUUAUCUCAGAUGUGGAAAAAUAUUUUGCAUCAAAUGAAUAUGACAUCAGCGCAUUGAAAUAUGUUUAUAAAUUAAGAGAGUUUAUGCAAUUAUCCAACAUGAGUUUACAAAAUAAAUCUUUAGAAGAUGGUAACAACAAUGGGAAUAAAUCUGCUAAAACAGGUAACUUAUCACUUUCUGGAUUAUAUGGGCUAACCGAAGGAAGUCUUCAAGGUGGUGUCGGUAGUUUAAUAUCGGGUAUCAAGAAACUACUACCUGAGAAGAAAACUAUUCCAAUAACAAAUGUUGUCGAAGCCAUUAUGGACCCUCUAAAUAGUUCACAAAAAAAUUUAGAGACCACAGAUAGUUAUCUGUACAUAGAUCCACGUAUUACUAGAGGUUCACAUACAAAAAAACCCAAAAGACAAUCAUACCAUAAAUCUUUAGUAUUUGUCGUUGGUGGUGGUAAUUAUUUUGAAUACCAAAAUCUUCAAGAAUGGGCACAUUCUCAAUUACAUAAUCCAAAGAAGGUUAUGUAUGGUAGUACCACAAUCACUACUCCAGACGAAUUUUUGAAGGAAAUAUCAGAACUAGGCUCUGCCUAA